AUGGAUGCAGAAGAAACUCCUGCAGAGCCUGAUAGCAUGAAGGAACAGGGCGUUGCUAUACCUCAUUCAGAGCAAGUUGUUGCUCAGUUGAGAUCUUUUGGCUUAGAUGGUGAUCUUUCAGUUUAUCCAUCAAAUUUCUAUGCCCCUCAGGCACACACAAUCUAUCAUAAAGGUUAUGAAAAUUUUCCAGGUGUAUGGGAUGAGUUCCCGCUAUACAGAAACACUGAAGGGCUGAAUACUGAAUCUCCUGGCAUCUAUAACGACGACCCUUCUCUUAUGUCUCAUAAUGGUUAUGGCUACAACCUACAGAUGCCAUAUGGGCCAUAUGGCCCCAUUUCUACACCUUUGCAUCCUGUCGAUGAUACUCCGAUAUAUUCACCUCAGCAAUAUACAUACUCUAGACAACCAUAUUAUCAGCAAGUAGUUUCUCCUACUCUGCCAUAUAUUACUCCAUCUUCUCCAAUUUCACCAGCAGACUCUUUUGUGAAUGUUGACCAACUAGUUGAUGGAAGGCUUCAUGGACCAGGAAUGGGUUAUGCCUCUUCAUUUGGUUCUUCUGGCAGAGGAAAUUACUCUGGAAACCCUGGAGGGUUUGGCUUUCAAGAUAUGUGGCAGGGAUUUGAUGCAAAUAGAACUGGUGGCCUUUGGUCUGAUUGGCCAAAAUCCUCAGAUAGGCAGCGGCCUCUUACUCCGGUGUCGUUGUCAGCAUCUGCACAAUCAAACGGCAGUUUUGGAUCACUUGGGCAAAAUGUUGGAAUGGCUUCACAACAGCCAAGUCCGUUUUAUGGGUUUGGAUCCGGUUCAGAUUCUUGCAAUAAUAGUUGCUAUCUACGUGGACUUAAUCAAGGCUCUAAUAUUGGACACACUGCUUAUAAUUUGGGAACUAACAGUAGGGCCUGGCUUGCUCUAGACAAUGGCAGGUUACGUGGCAGAGGCAACGGUGCUUUAUGCAGUUGUAGUGGUACCGUUGACAUUUUCAAUGAGCAGAAUCGAGGACCAAGAGCAUUGAAAUCAAAGGGCCAGAUUGCCACCGAAAAUUACCUACCAACUGAUGCUAAUGAACAUUUGUCAACUAUGGCCAAGAUGCAUGGAAUGUCUAACUGCCAAGAUUUUGUCAUAGAAUACAAAGAUGCAAAAUUUUUUGUUAUUAAAUCUUACAGUGAAGAUAAUGUCCACAAGAGCAUCAAGUACGGUGUCUGGGCCAGCACUCCGAAUGGAAACCGAAAACUGGAUGUUGCGUACCAUGAAGCAAAGGAGAAGCAGACCAUCUGUCCUGUAUUUCUCUUUUUCUCGGUUAAUGCUAGUGCUCAGUUUUGUGGAGUGGCUGAAAUGGCGGGACCUGUAGAUUUUGAAAAGAGUGUGGACUAUUGGCAGCAAGAUAAAUGGAGCGGGCAGUUUCCUGUCAAGUGGCACAUCAUAAAAGAUGUUCCCAACAGCCAGUUUCGUCACAUUGUGCUUGAGAGUAACGAUAACAAGCCUGUAACCAACAGUCGAGACACACAAGAGGUAAAAUUGGAGCAAGGUAUUGAAAUGUUGAAUAUUUUCAAGAAGUACGAAACCAAUGUGUCAAUCCUUGAUGAUUUCGAUUUCUAUGAAGACCGGCAAAAAGCCAUGCAAGAAAGAAAGGCGAUAGAGCAGACCAGCUUGUUGAACAUUGGGUUGGUCGGAGGAAAUGAAAACAGAAAUUUAGUUGCAUUGCCUGAUGAAAUUAUCAAACAAAUGACGAAAAGUUAUGCACAGAUUGUUAAACUGGACGAUUGCAGUAAAAACAGUUUGGUUGCCGAAAAAUCUGCUCCUGUAUUGGAUGGUUACGCUGAUGCCAGGGUCGAAGCUGAAGGUACUGCUACUACGACUGUGUCAGGUGCUCAGUCGAGCUAG
Molecule: messenger RNA, 1878 nt
Organism: Fraxinus pennsylvanica
Lineage: Eukaryota; Viridiplantae; Streptophyta; Magnoliopsida; Lamiales; Oleaceae
Source: the annotation of a GenBank genome assembly